AUGGCAACUCCUUACCCCACACCCAUCUCUCUUUCCAAAACCUGCAUAGGCUGGACCGACAUAGGCCUCAUGGGCUCACCCAUGGCCUCACACCUCCUCUCUGUUGGCCACUCCUUCUCCAUCUACGCUCGCGACCCUUCAAAAGCUCUCCAACUCCAAUCCAAAGGUGUCUGUCUCAUCAACUCUCAACAAGACCUCGCUAAAAUAAGCGACAUUUUUUUCACCAUAAUCAGCGGUCCACCCGAUGUCUGCUCCAUCAUCCUCGGCCCACAAGGCGUCCUCUCUAGCUUAAACCCAGGCGGUGUCAUUGUUGACAUGACAAGAAACCAUCCUGCGCUCGCCCGUGAGAUUUUCAAACCUGCCCGCAAAAAAGAUAGCUGGAGCAUCGACGCACCAGUUUCAAGUAUUGAUGUGGGUGCGAGAGAAGGUCGAUUAGCCAUACUAGCUGGCGGCGACAUUAUCCAAUGGCUUUCCCCAUUGUUCAGAAUAAUGGGAAAACACAUGUAUGUGGGCGAAGCUGGGUGCGGCCAAAGCUGCAAGAUAGGGAACCAGAUUGUGGGAAGUGCGAAUCCGCUUGGAUUGAGUGAGGCAUUAACGUUUGCAGAGCGAGCGGGGUUGGAUUUGAAGAAGGUUUUGGAGGGAAUAAGGAGAGGAUCGGCAGGGAAUAUGAUAAUGGAGUUGUUUGGGCCGGGGGGGUUUGCGGAGUCUUUGGUGAAGGAUUUAGGAAUGGGGUUGGAUUUGUUGGAGAGUGAAGAAGAGAGAGCGGUGGCGUUGCCUGGAGCUUCAUUGUGCAAGCAGUUACUUUGUGGUAUGAUUGCUAACGGUGAUGAGAAGCUAGGGCUUCAGGGUCUGGUCACUGUCAUUGAAAGAAUAAAUGACAUUCAAAAGUAA
Messenger RNA from Pistacia vera, 891 nucleotides. RefSeq names its product probable 3-hydroxyisobutyrate dehydrogenase-like 3, mitochondrial. The record is from RefSeq and is a predicted model, not a curated record. Gene Ontology annotation, molecular function: NADP binding; NAD binding; oxidoreductase activity. The transcript has 2 exons. NCBI's taxonomy places the organism in Eukaryota, Viridiplantae, Streptophyta, Magnoliopsida, Sapindales, Anacardiaceae. The coding region runs from base 1 to 891 and encodes 296 amino acids.